Sorex fumeus (smoky shrew) is the source of this 2656-nucleotide messenger RNA. RefSeq names its product Rho guanine nucleotide exchange factor 33 (gene ARHGEF33). Gene Ontology annotation, molecular function: guanyl-nucleotide exchange factor activity. The transcript has 18 exons. The coding region runs from base 140 to 2596 and encodes 818 amino acids. NCBI's taxonomy places the organism in Eukaryota, Metazoa, Chordata, Mammalia, Eulipotyphla, Soricidae. The record is from RefSeq and is a predicted model, not a curated record.
GCAAGGACGCCACCAGCCUGGGCGUGAUGUUGGCGGGUAGAGGCCGGCCGCGCGGUCCGCGGAAGAAGGAGUGGCCUGGGCGGGGGACACGGACGAUGCCGCGCUGACGGAGAAGCCGGCCAGAGGAGCGAGAGGCACCAUGGAAAAAACUAGAACGAAGCAAGGAGAGAACGAGCACGUGCCCAUGAACAGCCCCUCCACGCAGAUCUACCAGUUGCAGGCGCUCGCCUCGGAACUCAAGACGGGCUUCACGGAAGCCAUGCAGGAGCUGUCACGGAUCCACCACGGGGAGUACGUCCUGGAGGAGAAGGUGAAGAGCUGCAAGUGCUCCAUGGACGAGCGGGUCACCGAGAUGAGGAAUUCUCUCAACUACUUCAAGGAAGAGCUGAGUAAUGCCAUGUCCAUGAUCCAGGCCAUCACCUCCAAGCAAGAAGAGAUGCAGCAGAAAAUCGAGCAGCUGCAGCAGGAGAAGCGGAGAGAAUCCCGGAAGGUGAAAGCCAAGAAGGCUCAGAAGGAGGAACACAGCACCCCGGGCCCGGCCGGCGGCAGCCCCUUCCGCUCCAUCAACACCCCCGAGCCCCUGCAGCCCAGCGAGGAGUUCCCCAGCCUGCUGCCCGCUCAGGCCUACGACAAAGCUGCUGAAUCCAGGGCUGUCCACGUCGGGGAAGGGAAUGUGAAGGCCGUGCUGGGCGCAGGAAUGAGCCCGGUGGCCCCGGAGCCGGAGGAGAGCCUCAAGGCGUGCCUGCCUGCCGACACCCCCACCCCAGGGCACCUCCCCUCAGGGCUGUGGCGCCAGCCCAAGGUGAAGGAGCGGGCCGAGGAGUACGCCACCAAGGACCGCCCAGACAAGCUCACGGAGGCCACGCCGGGCAGGCAUGGGGCGCUGGACACUGUGCUCUGCGAGCCCUCCCUGGCUGCUAAAAGGCAGACGGUGGCUCUGGAGCUGCUGGAGUCUGAGAGGAAGUACGUCAUCAACAUCUCUCUGAUCCUGAAGAUCAAGGCCACCUUCCAGGGCUCGGACGGCAAGAGGAACGCCAAGGAGAGGAGCCUCUUCCCAGGCUCCCUGCGGUACCUGGCGCAGCAGCACCUGGACCUGCUCCACGCCCUGCAGGAGAGGGUCCUCAAGUGGCCCCGCCAAGGCGUCCUUGGAGAUCUAUUCCUGAAGCUCACCAACGAUGAGAACAACUUCCUGGACUACUAUGUCGCCUACCUGCGGGACCUGCCCGAGUGCAUCGCACUGGUCCACGUGGUGGUCCUGAAGGAGGGUGACGAGGAGAUCAAGUCGGACAUCUACACGCUGUUCUUCCACAUCGUGCAGCGCAUCCCUGAGUACCUGAUCCACCUGCAGAACGUGCUGAAGUUCACGGAGCAGGAGCACCCCGACUACUACCUCCUGCUGGUGUGUGUGCAGCGCCUGCGCGUCUUCAUCGCCCACUACACGCUGCUCUUCCAGUGCAACGAGGACCUGCUCAUCCAGAAGCGGAAGAAGCUCAAGAAGUCGUCCAUGGCCAAGCUGUACAAGGGACUGGCCUCGCAGUGUGCCGGUGGUCAGGACGCAGCUACCGCGGGCCCUGAGGCUGUCCGGGACAGCGGCCUCCACCCUGAGGAGCUGCUGCAGCCCUACCCACCCGGGCCUGGUGGCGGGGCCCUCACGCACCUGCUGGCCCCCGCCAAGAAGGGCCCGCCGCCGAGCCUGCUGGAGAGCCUGGCGCCCGCCAAGCCCGGAGACUGGGAGCCCGACGGCCGCAAGCACCCGCGGCCCGAGUUCUGCGCGGCCGAGCCCGACGGGAAGGCGCUGGCCGGGCCGCUGCAGGCCAUCCCCGAGCUGGACUUCGAGCCCGCGCCGGCCGAGCUGGGCGCGGCCGAGCGCUCGCUGCGGGGCCCGGCCGAGCUGCUGGCGGACGCGCGCGGCGGCUUCGUGCCCGCCGCCUUCGACGAGUUCGAGUACGGCGGCGACCUGUUCGCGCUGCCCGCGCCCUACGACGACGAGCCCUUCCCCGCGCCCGCGCUCUUCGACGCCGGCUCGGCCGCCUCGUCCGAGUCCAGCCUGGACAUCUGCUUCCUGCGGCCCGUCAGCUUCGCCGCCGAGGCCGAGCGGCCCGAGCCCGCGCGGCUGCCCAGGAGCGCCGCGUCGCCCGCGCCCGGCGCCGCCGCCCACCCGCUGGACGCGGCGGCGCAGGCCCACGGCAAGGCCAAGCCGCUGAGCCGCUCGCUCAAGGAGUUCCCGCGCGCGCCCGCGGCCGACGGCGCCGCCCCGCGCCUCUACAGCGCGCGCAGCAGCAGCGGGGGGCGCGCGCCCCUCAAGGCCGAGCGCCCCGCGGCCCCGCACGCGCCCGCCCGCGCCGCGCCGCGGACCUUCUUCCCCCAGCAGAGGUCCCAGAGCGAAAAGCAGCCCUACCUGGAAGAGAUGCAUUUAGAAGAUGCCACCAGAUUCUGCCCAAAGGACGAGAGAGAAAGUGAACAAACAUCUUUCAGCGAUCAGAACCCCAGGCCAGACCAGAAAGGGGGGUUCCGCAGCUCCUUCCGCAAGCUCUUUAAAAAGAAAGAUGGGAACGCAGCUGGUGAAGAUUUCUGUGGUCCCUGGGGCUGGUGGUGACAUCAGAGCUUUCCCAUGUCCAGAUUUUAGGUCCAGUGGAUCAGAAUACAGGGAAAAAAC